This is a messenger RNA of Dromaius novaehollandiae (emu), 7864 nucleotides long. It is a transcript of the gene UBASH3B, whose product is annotated as ubiquitin associated and SH3 domain containing B. The record is from RefSeq and is a predicted model, not a curated record. Gene Ontology annotation, cellular component: cytoplasm. Lineage: Eukaryota; Metazoa; Chordata; Aves; Casuariiformes; Dromaiidae. The transcript is spliced from 14 exons. Gene Ontology annotation, biological process: regulation of release of sequestered calcium ion into cytosol; collagen-activated tyrosine kinase receptor signaling pathway; regulation of osteoclast differentiation. Bases 471 to 2318 code for a protein of 615 amino acids. Gene Ontology annotation, molecular function: protein binding; protein tyrosine phosphatase activity.
GCCGGAGCCGGGCGGCAGCCGGGCGGCGGGGGGCAGCGCAGGCUUGGGGCGCGCCCGGCUGCGGCUUUAAGAGCGGGGGCGGGCUGUGCGCGGAGCCGCGGCGCGGGCGGGUUUCUUCUCGCCGGCCGCGGAUCCAUUGAGAAAUCGCUGGCGGCUGCAGGAGCCGCGCUGGGCGCGCACGUGUGGCGGCGGCCGGGAGCGGGACGGGGACGGGGACCGGGGCCGGGGCGGGCCCGGCUCUGUGAGCGGCGGCGGCGCGGAGGAGGGCGCAGCCUGCGCGGCCCUGCGCGGCCGCGGCCCCCGGCGGGGCGCUCGGCGCUGCGGGUGUGCAUGGCCGUGUGCGUGCGGCCAUGGCUGCGUGAUGGCCCAGCGCGGCCAGCCCGCACCGCACGCCAUGGCUGCCAAAGAGGAGCUGUACAGCAAAGUCAUCCCCCGGCGGAACCGGCAGCACCGCGCUGGCACCAUCAAACAUGGCUCGUCGCUGGAGAUCCUGCUGUCAAUGGGCUUCCCGAAAGCCAGGGCACAAAAAGCCUUGGCAUCCACAGGUGGAAGAAGUGUUCAAGCAGCAUGCGACUGGUUGGCUGUUCUCCCACGUGGGUGACCCAUUCCUUGACGACACCCUGCCUCGGGAGUACGUCCUUUACCUGCGCCCCACCGGACCCUUGGCUCAGAAGUUGUCUGAAUUCUGGCAACAGUCAAAACAGAUCUGUGGGAAGAACAAGGCUCAUAACAUUUUCCCACACAUCACCCUUUGCCAGUUCUUUAUGUGUGAAGACAGCAAGGUCGAUGCUCUCACUGAAGCUCUGCAGGCCACUGUGAUACGAUGGAAAUGCAAAUUCCCUGCCCCUCUGCCUUUGGAGCUCUACACAUCCUCAAACUUCAUUGGGCUUUUUGUCAAGGAAGAAAGCGCUGAGGUGCUCAAGAAGUUUGCUGCAGACUUUGCAGCAGAGGCUGCUUCUAAAGCAGAUGUUCAUGUAGAGCCCCAUAAGAAGCAGCUCCACGUGACGCUAGCGUAUCACUUCCAAGCCAGCCACCUGCCCACGCUGGAGAAGUUAGCACAGAACAUUGAUGUCAAGCUAGGCUGUGACUGGGUUGCUGCGAUAUUCUCCCGCGAUAUACGCUUCGUUAAUCACGAGACUCUGCAAGUGAUCUAUCCUUACACUCCCCAGAAUGACGAUGAACUCGAGCUGGUCCCAGGGGAUUUUAUUUUCAUGUCCCCAGUGGAACAAACCAGUACAAGUGAGGGCUGGAUUUAUGGCAUUUCCCUUGCAACUGGCUGUUCUGGGCUACUGCCUGAAAAUUACAUCACGAAGGCGGAUGAAUGUGGGACCUGGGUGUUUCAUGGGUCAUACUCAAUUCUGAAUACUACACUGUCCCCAUCUCUUCAAGCCUUCAGUGAUGGAGCCCUGGAAAGAAGACAGCAGGAAGACCAAGGACCAGGGGAUGCAGGGCCACUCACUAUCAUCUGCCAGAAUGUGCAGACCCUGAGAAUAACCAGUCAACCAGGGCCUCAGAAACGCUGCCUUUUUGUCUGCAGACACGGGGAGAGAAUGGAUGUUGUUUUUGGGAAGUACUGGUUGUCACAGUGCUUUGAUGCCAAAGGAAGGUAUAUGCGUAGUAACCUGAACAUGCCUCACAGCUUACCUCAAAGAAGUGGUGGUUUCAGGGAUUAUGAAAAAGAUGCACCAAUCACUGUGCUUGGCUGUACGCAAGCAAGACUUGUUGGUGAAGCCUUGCUAGAAACUAACACCACUGUAGACUACAUCUACAGCUCCCCAUCCCUACGGUGUGUACAGACAGCACACUAUAUCCUGAAAGGUAUGCAACAAGAGAACAACCUGAAAAUUCGAGUAGAGCCAGGCUUGUUCGAAUGGACCAAGUGGGUCUCUGGUAACACACUACCUGCCUGGAUACCCCCUGUGGAUUUAGCUGCAGCUACUCUAAGUGUUGAUACAACCUACAGACCUCAUAUUCCUGUCAGCAAGUUAGUGGUUUCAGAAUCUUAUGAUACAUACAUAAGCAGAAGCUACCAAGUAACAAAAGAAAUCAUCAGUGAAUGUAAAGGCAAAGGAAAUAACAUUCUGAUAGUGGCACACGCGUCCUCUCUGGAGGCUUGUACCUGCCAGCUCCAAGGGCUCUCGCCGCAGAACUCCAAGGACUUUGUACAGAUGGUCCGAAAGAUUCCAUACCUGGGGUUCUGUUCGUGCGAAGAACUGGGAGAUACAGGUGUUUGGCAGCUUACAGACCCCCCCAUCCUCCCUCUCACACAUGGACCAACUGGAGGCUUUAACUGGAGAGAAACGUUAUUACAAGAAUAGGCAAAGCUACAUGACCAAGCAAACCAAUGGCCUUUCCAAGCACUGGAGAAUGUCUCUUCUUUCUUGUGUUUAUUGACAGUGGAAAAAUAGUUAUCAUAUGUUAAGUGGAUCACACAAAAAGCUGUUCUAGCAUAUCUCUUACACAGCCAUAGUCAUGCAAAACUUCUCAUAUUCAACUAGGCAAAUACAAAAGAGCCUGAUUUGGGGGAGGAAAUACUAAAAUAUAGAUUCAAGCUCUUGCACUGCAGGGAAUCUCUGUUUAGUCAGCAGCUCGGGUAGAUUUUUUCCACCUUGAAUGGAGCUCUGAUAAUACCAGUAACUUUCACUGCCUUCUGCACCAUGACAGUAACUACUAACACUGUGUGAAAGUUGAGCAUUCAGGAUGUUUUCCUCAUUGCUGUUUUUUGCAAAGCAUUAACAGGCUUGUUCAGGUCCAUGUGUUGAUACCUUCCUCACAAGCAACCCCCAAACUCUCGUCACCUUUCAUAAAGCUUAUCAUCACUCGCUGGAAAAAUGAGAGUUCAGCAUUCCCUCCCUAGGCAGCAUCAGAUCAUUCUUCUCCUCUGUUUCAGCACUGUAUUAGGUGCCUGUGUAACUACCCUGUUGAGCACGUUGUGGAUGCUAAGACUGUUUGAUGCUAAUCUGCAUCAGAGGAGAAUUCUGAAUUUCACAAGAGUUACAGAUGAAGUUUGCACAUCAAAAGACAGCACUGUUGUGAAUGAAGACCAGGAGCAGUUUCUCUUGAGCAGAAAUGAAACAAGCCUUUUCCAGCCAAACCUGAAGUGUUUAGAAAGGCUUUUCUUUAUUCAGAUUAUUGAAAUCCACCCUCGUGCACCGACCAGCCUGAAGUGUUUCUGUCAUUUAAAUCCCCUCAGAAGACCUUCAAGAAGGGUUUUCCCUCUUGCACUGAGAUUUUGUGCUGGUCAUAUACACAGUGGUGGCUUUCUGUCCCUUGUGAGCUUUUCUCUCAGCCCUGGGGAGGUUCUGCAGUAAGCAGCUUUCACCAGGGGGUAAUGACUAAGUCAAAAAGAUAUGCUGAACUUCAGCCUUGGCUGAAUGUUUUGCUUCCUUCUCUUUAAUUCCUAAGUGCCAUCUGUCAUAUAGACAAAGCAGAGCUGAAAAAAAAGAAGUACACUGUAAUUUAAAAGCAACAUGCUUUGACCUAUUAAGAUGCUAUUUAUCCAGUGGGAGGAGGGUUAAGUUUUGGGGAGAAUGGAAAGAGAAGGGUUUCCAUCUGGAGCUAAAAAUCUUUAAAAUCACAAGAACUGCUGUGGCAGGCAGAACAGUGGUCCUCUUAGUCCAACUGCCUGCUCCUGCCAGAUGCCAAUGCCAGCUGCUCCAGAGGAGAAUGCAAAAACUCUGCAGUGGGUAGCUUAUGGUAUAAGCUGGUCUCCGGGCAGGUUUCUCUGAAACACAAUUAUCUGAAAUCUUCCGCCCUGGAUCAUGAAGUUCCUGCAGCCAUUUGUACUGGUCUUAAUUAGUGUAGACUCGCUUUAGGAAGGUACUUAUAAAUCUGCUUAAAUGGAAUGAAAGAGCAUUUAGGUAUGGCUUGGGCCAUAAUUCUGAGUACUCCCAUAAAUCAUAUCAAACAAAAGUUCAGAAGUACCACAAAAAAAUUCUGGCAUCCUAGGAUACCUCUCUCCUUCCCAAUUUUCCCUCUGCAGAAAGUGUUAUUAUCCUUAUUUGAAAGGUUUAUAUGGCACAGAAGUUUAUACUGGCCAAUUUUCACAAAUGCUUGUUAUUCAUAGCAAAGUCCAGGUUUGAUUUGGGGUUAGUUUCUUUUAACCUAUCAAGCCUUUGGAAGGACUCGUGUUACCUUCAGUAGGAUAUGAUCCAGCUACACAUUCAACACUCAGAACAAACAAGAGGUGAUAAACUGCAAUCCCUCAUUCUUAAAUGAGGUAAAACACUCACCAGCUCCAAUGUACCAAAUCUUAAAGGGUCUUAGCUCAGCUUUGUCCUACAGUUUUAACUUGCUAUAUGAUCGUGAGCUUGCCAGGGAAGUACAGCAGAUACUGUACAGAUCUUGAGUCAGAAGACAGAUCAUCCUGUGCAAUAUGUACACUGACAUGAUUCAUAACAGUAGUCCAUUAUUUAUACAUUUAUGACUAUGUAAUACACAGUAGGCCAUUCAUAAGUGCAUUAUUAUACCAGGGACAUAUACUGAAAAGUCAGGGAGAUAACUUAAGAGAUGACAGAAAGAAACUGCUCCUGUGCAGUUAUACUGCUGUCACAUUCAUUUUUAACUAUAAUUUAAACUAUUUUCAGCUGUGUACAGACAUUCUGAAGGGCAUUUCUGGCCUGUUUUCCUCCAUGCUUACUCACUGCAAAUUUGCAAAGUUCCUUUAAAACUAAACAGAUGACAAUCACACCAAAACUAAUUUGCUUACUGAUGUAUGCAUAACUCUCUGGCUGGCUUACUGUUUCAUGCCAUGGGCCAGCAAGAUGUAACUUUGGGUAGGAAAUACUGCAUAUAGAAAACAGUAGAGGCUGCUCAGGUUCCACUGCAGGUAAGCAACAUUAGAACUAAUUUAUAUAGGCAAAAGCAUGGAACAGAGAGGGGACAAAACCCAGAUGCACAUAAUUUGAAUAUUGUACCAGCUGAUCUUUGCAUAUAAUAAGCAUUAUAGAAAAAAAAGUGUUCUGUUUGAGAAGAUAGAAGACAUUAGAAUAGUCUCUUCUUAAAAAAGUAUAUUUUUGGAUGUUUGGGAAAGUAUUUUGACAAUUGUCUUAUCUCAUAUUAGAUUUUUAAGGUGUCAAGAAUCUCAGAAAGAAAAUCUUAUUUUCUUUGAGCAUUUUGAUUUCCCUUAGGGGUUUUGUGUUAAGUAAUCUCAUGCUCAUGAGGCUCAUUGGGGAAAAAAGGAAAAAAGAUGUUCCUUUGAAGCUUCCCAUUUGAAUGUUAAAAAUAUAAAGGGAUUGCUGCUUCACUUUUAUUCCAUUGCUGCUCAUUAACAUAUUUAACCUACCUUGAGUGUUUUCUCCCAGAAGAACAUUAGGCUUGCCCUAUCUAAAAUGAGUGUAAGUCUUUUCCUUAUCUUCACUGUGAGCUGCAUCAUAUCCCAACAGUCUAAUUACAGUAUGGAAGGCAAAUUACAGUUGCUAAAUUUUUCCCUCUCUUCCCAAUUAAGGAAUAAAGCUGCAAAUAUGCCAAGAGUAAAAUAUUCUUCCAGAUUUCCAGAAACUCUAACUUCAGGGUUGGGUUAGAAAAUAUAAGAAUCAACAGUCAAAUUCUAGCACAGCAAUAGCUGAAGGAAUGACAUGCAGAAACCAGAAAAAGCAAAAAUAAGGUAUUUGAAAAUGAUCCCUUACGUGAUCCAAGAGUUUGACUAGGCCCUGUAUCCCCUGGGCAGUAAGGUAAGUACACUCUGGCCUUCAACUGAACCUUUUGCCCAAUCUUCCUACACUGAAGUGGACUGGAGUGGAUCGCGGCACGCAACAACCCUCAUGACUUGAGCAAGGUGCUGUGUCAGUCUCCGUCUGUGGACACCUUGCUAGUUUAAUCAUGAAUUUUCCUUACAUUUAGUGCAGUGGUAGCAACAGCCAAAUGCUUAAAUCUUUUGAGCAUGGCGACAGGCUCUCAGCUAAUGUAAACUGACACUCUUUACUGAAAUCAAUAGAGCCUGUUUUGACAAACUAAGGAGCCAGGACAUAACUUCAGGAAAAACAUCUUAUCUUUUUACUCAGUCUGAGCAAUUUUAGAAAGAAUACCCAGCUGAUGAUAUCAGUUUCCUUUUCUCCUCUGUUGUUAGUUUCUAGUAUUAAUAUUAAGUGAUAAUCUACAUAACCAAAGAAAUGGUUGGUGAAAAGUUUUACGUGAAUUAUUCUUAGCAAAGACAACACAAGUAGUAAUUCUCCAAAACCAAGAGGACAGAAGGGAGUCUAGAGUACUGUUUUCCUGUGCAUUAUUCUGUGUCCACAACCCUGAAUCCCCCAGGCAGCAAUAUCUUAGGCACUCGAGUGUUGUAAUCUUCAAUUGUGUACUACAUGCAGCUCUUGAAAAAAGGUCAGAGGAUGGGAAGGGUGGUUGUGGAUAGCAGUACGACCAGCUCAGCCUUUUCACUUAGCUACCUAUUCUGAUACUGCACUGGAGGUGAGGGGUUGUAGAUUUUUCCCUCUGAGUGCCUUAAGUUUCUUACCGAGGUGCGAUCCAAAGGCCAUGGAAGGAAAGAAAAAGAUUUACCAUGAUUUCCACAGGCUGGCGAUGAAGCUGCAUGAGGCCUGGUCCUACUGUGUGCUGCUAACCCCUAUCUACCUUGACUUAAAGAUGAAUUCAGAGGACUCUUUAUAUAAGAACAGGGUUGAGCCCUUCCAGUCCUGAUUUAAGAAAAUGCUUAAGCACAUACAUAAAUCCCACUGAUCUAAGCAGAAUACUUAUUUAGCACCAAAUCAGGAUGUACAUGAGCAUUAGGAUUACACUUGUCUUGUCUGGAAAAUCCCAGGGCUCCUUGUGCCUUGAUUUGAGGCACUAACUCAAAAACCUUGAUACCCUGCUGCUCAAAUGCAUAAUUUAGAGGAGAUGAUGAACUGCCUAUCUGAAUUUGUGCUAAGUAAUGAACAUACCUGAGUAGAGAUGAACUACAGUUCAUGUCUGCAUCAUUUUGAGCAGUGGCAAACAGUAUACACACUGCUGUGAACUUUACAUUUAAAAGGCAUUCCUAUAAAUGCAAAAAGAGUAUGGGAUGAAAAUAUAAAUAGUCAGCAUGGAGAAGUAAGGUGCGAUUUAAUGUCUGAUUAUAGUCAUGUUCAUUUCAAAAAGAGGGACGCUAGAUAGUUGAGUUAGGCCAUAGCCAAAUAGUUUUCAUAUUUAAGCUCAGAGCUGAAAAUAUAUUUGCAGUACUUCACAACUUAAAAAGUAUUGAAAGUCCAUAUGAAAACUGCUGUUUAUAAAAGGACGCUUAGUACUGCCAAAAAAAAAAAAAAAAAAAAGCCUAAAUGUAGAGGAAACUAUUCAAACUUUAUGUAUAUAUGUGAAAUUAUGGUGGUAGCAGACAUGGUUAAAAUAAUGAAUGAAUGAAAAAAUCAACCCAUAAGUGAGACAGGUUGCAUCCACUCUAAAUUGCUAUUUAGUUCCCACCACUUCCUCAAAUACACAUUUCCCCAGGGAAUAUUCACGAAACCUACAAGCAACAUAGUAGAAAAUACACAGCUAGUUCCUUUCUAUUAUUUCCCAUUAGAAGGUAUUUUCUGAAGUUCCUCCCUGUGGACAGUUCUUAAAACUUCAUGUUAACAACGGACACAUUUUUUUCAUUUUAAACCUGUUGUAUCAUUAUUAUGUUUUUUUAGUGUGAGCAGAUUGUAUUUAUUUGAGAAAAAUGUUUGCUGUUUAAAAAAACAAUAAUUGUAUUGCCAAAAAUAGCUGUAAUUACCUGUGACAUCUGUAUUUUUUUAUUUUGGGGUGUUGGUUGGUUGUUUUUAAUCUCAAUUUCAAAUGCUAACAACUGUUGAAACAACCACUGCAUUUUAAUUUGCUUACCACGUUAAAUGGACUUCUCAGAAGCCUGACAAAAAUGGCUCAUACAUGAUUUAAUAAAGAUGUCAUGCAUCCA